Molecule: messenger RNA, 1035 nt
Organism: Cyanidioschyzon merolae strain 10D
Lineage: Eukaryota; Rhodophyta; Bangiophyceae; Cyanidiales; Cyanidiaceae
Product: similar to pyrroline-5-carboxylate reductase
Exons: 1
Coding region: 1-1035 (344 amino acids)
Biological process (GO): L-proline biosynthetic process
Molecular function (GO): pyrroline-5-carboxylate reductase activity
Source: RefSeq, a predicted model, not a curated record
AUGCAUAUGCAGGGGGCCUUUGUUGCUGCCGGGAAACCGCCUUUCAGGAUUCACUUAGUGCACGAGAAGCAGCCAAAAUUUUUGCACGGUGCUGGUGUGAGGUAUAGCGCUCGAUCAACUCGUUGGUAUCGUUGGAGUCUACGGUGCACGAGUUCUGAAUCGAGGACGACGAAUACUGCUGCACCUACCGAGAAACUGGGGUUCAUUGGCGGCACUGGGAACAUGGGGUCGUCCAUCAUCAAAGGACUCAUUGAAGUGCAAGCACUUAGCCCACAGCACAUCCUGUGUAGCGGUAGGGAUGCUCAGAAGCUGGAACGCUUCUCAAUUGAGACCGGUUGCACCGCGAUGACCGACCUUGCAACGCUCUGUGCCCAGUCGACGGCACUUUUUCUCUGUGUAAAGCCUGCUCAGUGUCAGGCAGUUCUGGAACGUAUGGUAGCCGAAGCCGGCGAGAGUCUGAACGGUAAGCGUCUGAUUUCGGUAGCAGCUGGGGUCCCGGUUUCGGCUCUGGAGCGACCACUGCGCGUUGAAGCCGUGGAACAGUGCCGGUGCCGGGUACUCCGCUGCAUGCCAAACGUGUUGGUUCGGCACGGCCUAGGUGCUAUGGCCGUAUCACGGGGAACGACUGCAACGGACGAGGAUGUUUCAUGGGCGCUGCAGUUGCUCGGGCGCCUGGGCCUGGUUGCCGAGCUCGAGGAGUCUCUCAUGGACGCCACGGUGGCUGCCGCUGGAAGCUCACCUGCAUUUGCGUUUAUCUUCAUGGAAGCGCUGACGGAUGCGGCGGUGAGAGAAGGUCUACCACGCCACAUCGCACGCAGUUUUGUGGCGCAGACGCUUUGUGGUGCCGCCCAGAUGGCUCUUCGGGAUUCAGAUGCUCACUUUGGAGAACUGCGUAACCGUGUCGAGUCACCGGGUGGCACCACAAUCGCUGGCUCAUGUGCAUUGGAGGAGAACGGAUUCCGCAAGGCCGUGAUUGCCGCAGCAGCCGCUGCAGCUGCCAAGUCUCGCGCGUUCGCGGACCGCUUCUCCGCGUGA